This is a messenger RNA of Microthlaspi erraticum, 633 nucleotides long. NCBI's taxonomy places the organism in Eukaryota, Viridiplantae, Streptophyta, Magnoliopsida, Brassicales, Brassicaceae. The record is from the annotation of a GenBank genome assembly.
AUGCCACUCUUCUCGGCACGCUCCGGUGUAAUGAAGCAAUUCGAUGCUCCAGAGUCGAAUAAAACGUGGGACUCAAAACCGCCCACUAACAAGGUCAUUACAACACAUGCGUUGAGAACCUCACAAUUCUAUCACAGACAAAAAGAACAAGGCGGCACCACAAACCCGCAGCCUGCGGCUGAACAACCCGCAGCCCUCUGCUGCACCUCUGCCACUGGAGGUACUCCCGGAGCCCCUGUGGAACCACUGGCGGAAAACGAGCCAAUAACUGCGUCAGCAAACCCACCACUAAGUCAUCAAGACCCUGAGCCGGAGCACCACCCCAACCCGGAGCAGCCCCGCUCCCAAACCAACACUCGCAUCCACACUGGCCUCACUCGCCAUGGAUACCGACUGGGUCACCGACGCAGUCGCCACACUAGGCGCACACUCUCUCCCGAAUCCGCCGAAGUCCACAAUCCUUGGCCCCGGCCUCCACGGCCUCUAGCUCUGCCACCACGGCCUCGAGCACCGCGCCCUCUCGCGCCACAACCUCUAGCUACUCGUCCAUCUCACUCAUGGAACCGAAAAGAGCACACUAGAACACAACCAAAACUCAAAACAAACAUAAACUCACCGCGGAAUCUCUUGUAG